GUCCGCGCUAGCUGCUACUCGGUGAACGCCGCUACCGCCAGCCUCCAGGGCUUCCAUUACUCCACUACCCCGUCUUCCGGGGCUGGGUGGUGUUCCUGAGGUCAGCUCGGUAUGUCGUCGCCUACUCUCCGAACAAUACCGUCUUCUCUGUAGCGGAGAUGGAUAGUAUAUGCUUGCGGUUCUGUGGAGAACGUAUACUAACUUUCGCAGGGAAUUCCAUCACCCCCUUCAAGUCCCCCCCUCGCCGCCAAACACGCGUCCGCCACUCGAGGUGGAAAGGCGCGCAGAGGGGGGGCAGCAUACACCAUCACGGGAGAGUGUGAGAGACUCUUCUGCGAGACACUGCGAUCUGUAUUCCUGGGUGAGGGGAGCCAGCAUCGCCAGAACUCGCUAGUGAUGGGUAUGCCAUCUGACAACGCUACGACUGCAACCACCGCUAUUACCAAUGACUACGGUAUCGAUGCACGUCGCUACUCCGACUCUUCGACUGAAUCUGAUGUGCCUGAAAUGGUGCGAUUCGAGGAAGAGAAGGGUGCGAUAUCCGACUACAUCGAGAUGUGGGAUUACGUUGGUGGGAUUAGGUUCCGGGGGUUUGUUGCUGAGAAGGAGGACGAGAGGGCCAUGUUCAUCUUCUUCGAUGAAUCCGUCAUCAAUGGUGACCUCAAGGCUGGUCUCAUGGCCCUCCUCGAACUUUGCGAAGUCGAUAACUUCUCCUGCAACCGUCUCGUCCUUUGCAUCGACCGCCACGCCGAUCAGGCCGCCCUUAACAAUCUGACUAAGGAUCUGGGUUGGAUCGGCUUCGGUCUUACGACACUCGACGAGUUCAGCCAAGGCGAGGAGUUGACAAGCAAGAAGUGGCUGUUCAUGGAUAUGGAGAUAUAGAUGUUGGGCAGAUCGAGGCAUGAUCAGGGUUCUUGGUGUCUGUCGUUACAAAACAGCAUAUGGUCCGAGUUUCUCUUUUCCUGGGGAGUUCUGCAUAGCGGAUGGGGGCGUUCAUCCUUAUUUUGAAGUACCAC
Molecule: messenger RNA, 1016 nt
Organism: Alternaria alternata
Lineage: Eukaryota; Fungi; Ascomycota; Dothideomycetes; Pleosporales; Pleosporaceae
Exons: 2
Coding region: 397-882 (161 amino acids)
Biological process (GO): positive regulation of protein catabolic process
Cellular component (GO): cytoplasm; nucleus
Molecular function (GO): ornithine decarboxylase inhibitor activity
Source: RefSeq, a predicted model, not a curated record